CCUACUCGGUCUUCUCAUCCGUCAAUCCCUCUUCCUCUCUCUCCUCAGCUCUGCUCUUCCUGUUCCUUUUUGUUUUGCAGAGCACCACGAUGCUUCUCAAGGCCUCUGCUUCUCUCGCAUUCCUCUCCGCCUCCUCUGAGGCCUCACCGCCGCAUUCCCCUGCCGCCCUCCUGCGCGGGCCUCACCCUUCCUUUUCUGCGUCUUUUCUUCCUUUUAGAUCUCCGGGGGGAAUGAUGAGGCGCGCAUCUGUCGUGGCCGCCGCCGCCCCUUCUGACCAGGCCAUCACGGGAGUCGUGUUUCAGCCCGUCGAGGAGAUCCAGAAAGAGCUCUCCGUCGUGCCGACGGCCCCUGGCUUGUCCAUCGCCCGUCAGAAGUACGACGAUGAUUGCGAGUCUGCCAUUAACGAACAGAUCAAUGUUGAAUACAACAAUUCGUACAUAUAUCAUGCCCUGUUCUCAUACUUCGAUCGCGACAACGUGGCGCUGAAAGGCCUUGCCAAGUUCUUCAAGGAAUCAAGCGAAGAGGAACGGGUUCACGCAGAGAAAUUGAUGGAAUACCAAAACAAGCGUGGAGGAAGAGUGAUGCUCCAAUUGAUUUGUAGGCCGCCCUCUGAGUUCGAUCACCCUGAGAAGGGGGAUGCAUUGUACGCAAUGGAAUUGGCGUUGUGUCUUGAGAAGCUGACAAAUGAGAAGUUACUUAAUCUACACAGUGUUGCUGACAGAUGCAAUGACGCUCAGCUGACUGAUUUUAUCGAGAGUGAAUUUCUUGAGGAACAGGUGGAUGCUAUUAAAAAGAUAUCUGAAUAUGUUGCUCAGUUGAGAAGAGUCGGGAAAGGACAUGGGGUUUGGCAUUUUGACCAGAUGCUCCUUCAGGGAGAUGCUGCAUAAGGUUGAAGGAAGGAUGUGGGUGGCUCUAUUUCGGUGUUGUGGUUGUGGUAGAGGUCUCUUUUCUCGAAGCUUCGAUCUGUUUGUUGGCAUGGAAGUAAUUGAAGCUUAUGUGUUAGAAGCAGGUAGUUUCUUUAUGUAUUAUGUCUUGGUCUACAUGGAAUGGUAAAGAUGGUUGGUUAUGCUCAUUAUUGCUUGAUGUUAGGAUAUGUUAUCAGAGAAUCGAAUCUAAUACAUUGGCAAUAGCCGGUCAAAUUAACUUAUGACA
Messenger RNA from Musa acuminata AAA Group (dessert banana), 1152 nucleotides. Its product is annotated as ferritin-1, chloroplastic. The record is from RefSeq and is a predicted model, not a curated record. Gene Ontology annotation, molecular function: ferric iron binding; ferrous iron binding. Gene Ontology annotation, cellular component: cytoplasm. Bases 90 to 887 code for a protein of 265 amino acids. Gene Ontology annotation, biological process: iron ion transport; intracellular iron ion homeostasis. The transcript has 8 exons. NCBI's taxonomy places the organism in Eukaryota, Viridiplantae, Streptophyta, Magnoliopsida, Zingiberales, Musaceae.